Molecule: messenger RNA, 819 nt
Organism: Haemonchus placei
Lineage: Eukaryota; Metazoa; Nematoda; Chromadorea; Rhabditida; Trichostrongylidae
Source: the annotation of a GenBank genome assembly
AUGCCGAAGGACAAGAGGAAGGACGAGCCGAACACGGAACUCGAUCAUGUCGAUAGGAAUUUGACGUCAUUGAAUGGCAUUCCUCGAUUGUUUGAAAUGACGUACCUCACCCGACUGACGUUAAGUCACAACAAACUUACCACGAUCCCACCGAAUAUUGCGGAUCUCGAGAAUCUUCAGGUUCUCACCUUAUGGAACAAUCUAAUCGAAGAACUACCGUCAUCGAUUUCCAGUCUUUCGAAGCUUCGUAUCCUUAACGUUGGAAUGAAUCGGCUAUCUGUUCUACCAAGAGGAUUUGGUUCAUUCAAAUCUCUCGAAAUUCUUGAUCUGACUUAUAACAACCUGAAUGAGCGAAGUCUUCCUGGAAAUUUCUUUUUCAUCGAAACUCUGAGAGCUCUUUACUUGGGCGACAACGACUUCGAGAUGCUGCCCGGUGAUGUGAUGAACCUUCGCAAUCUCCAGAUCUUAGUCAUGCGAGACAAUGAUCUUCUGACUAUUCCGCGAGAGAUCGGACAUCUUACCAAUUUGAAGGAGUUGCAUAUUCAAGGUAAUCGUCUCACCGUACUACCACCUGAAGUUGGAGCACUUGACCUUAUUGGAAAUAAGCAAGUACUCAGGCUGGAGCACAAUCCUUGGGUGCCAAGCAUCCAGGAACAGUUCGAUGCCAGAGGUGCCCAAGGUGUCAUGGAUUUCAUACGUAGCGACCAGUACAAAUACUUCUAUGGACGUCAGGAAGUCAUCACGGGUCCAGUGCCACCGAAGCGAAACAAGGACAGAAAGCUUUCAAGGAAACAACCACAUCAGUCGCAGUGUGCUUAG